Messenger RNA from Gadus morhua (Atlantic cod), 3123 nucleotides. RefSeq names its product FERM domain-containing protein 7. NCBI's taxonomy places the organism in Eukaryota, Metazoa, Chordata, Actinopteri, Gadiformes, Gadidae. The record is from RefSeq and is a predicted model, not a curated record. Gene Ontology annotation, cellular component: cytoskeleton. Gene Ontology annotation, molecular function: guanyl-nucleotide exchange factor activity. The transcript is spliced from 12 exons. The coding region runs from base 444 to 2774 and encodes 776 amino acids.
ACGACCUGGUUGUUCUUGCAUUCUUUUUUUGUCAGCCGAUCACAAUUUGUGCUACUUUAUUUCACAGGCGCGACGAUUUAUAGAAACAUCUAAACCAGAGAUGAAGGAAAUACUUAUUGUUUUUCAUAAAUGAUCACUUCUACAGUGGACCGAUCUGCCCGAGGUUGAGAUGAAUCCGGUUGUCCCCGGAAAACAGUGCGAGUGCUCGAAACAGCUCUAAUUGUAGGGCUGCACGAGCUGCACCGUUCACGCGUUAUUAGGAGGCCACCCGGGCUCCAAACCCUUCUGGAGCCGCGCGCCCACACUCAUCUUGAGCGCGCGGAUCCUUCGAGACGCACUCGAUGCCAUCGAUGCUCUCCUCCACGGUGCGCGUGGAUUCAUAACGCACGCGAUGGAUUUCACGUGUUGUUUACUAUAAGAACGAGAAAGAGAAAGCGAGAAAGAUGGGGGACCCCCCUCGGCCGCGCGGGAGACUGGGGAGCCUGGCGUCCCGGUUGCCCGCGGACCCCAAGCUCCGUCUGCGCGUGGUGUUCCUGGACGACAGCGAACGGACUUUCGAAGUAGAGCAAAAGGUCCUAGGAGGUGAGUUCUUCAACCGAGUGUGUGGUCACCUCAAACUCCUGGAGAAGGAGUACUUCGGACUGGAGUUCAGACACAGGAGUGGGAACUAUGUUUGGUUGGAGCUUCUGAAACCUCUCGCUAAGCAGAUAAAGUACACCAACGAUCUGUUCUUCAGGUUCAUAGUAAAGUUCUUCCCUCCAGACCCUGGCCAGCUGAAGAGAGCCCUUACCAGGUAUCUGUUUGCCCUUCAGAUAAAACAGGACUUGUGUAACGGAAGUCUGACAUGCAAUGACAACAGCGCCGCCCUGCUGGUCUCUCAUAUAUUACAAGCAGAGCUUGGGGACUACACAGACGAGGUGGACUGCCACCACCUGGAGAUGAAGCACUAUGUUCCCAACCAGGAGUACCUGGACCACAAGAUCAUCAAAUACCACAAGAAGCACAGGGGCGUGUCCCCAGGCGAGGCAGAUGUCUUGCUGCUGGAGGUGUCCAGGAAGCUUGAGAUGUAUGGCAUCCGGCCCCAGCCCGCACAGGAUGGGGAGGGGCUUAGGAUCAACCUGGCUGUCACUCACUCUGGGGUCCUUGUGUUUCAGGGGAACACUAAGAUUAACACCUUCAGCUGGGCAAAGAUACGCAAGCUGAGCUUCAAACGCAAACAUUUCCUCAUCAAACUACACGACAAAGUUGGGAGUAAGGACACCCUAGUGUUUGUGCUGGCUAGCAGGGAUGUGUGUAAGAGCUUCUGGAAGGUGUGUGUGGAGUACCACGCCUUCUUCAGAUUACCUGAAGAGCCCUCACAGCCCCCGAAGGGCCUGCUCACCUGCAGGGGGUCUGCCUUCAGAUACAGUGGUAGGACUCAGAAACAGCUGCUGGACUGCAUGGGGGCCAGAGAGAAGAAGCAAACGCACUUUGAGAGGAUAUACUGUCAGUCUGACUGUGACCCCAGACAGUGUCGCUCCUCCCCUGACCUCCUGACUGAUGUCUCCAAACAGCUGUAUGACUCAUUCCCUCAUUGCAGUCGGACUGCUGCACUUCGCAGUCAGGACCGGCUUCAUCCGUCCAAUCAGAGACUAGACGACUCAGGUCGGCUGGACGGUGGUGCCAAGCGCAGCCAAUCAGCCAUGGAGGUCACCCACAGGCCCCGCCCCUUCUCCCAUUUCACCCCCCUCUCCCCCAGUUUCCACCUAUCAGGUCUCCCUCCUAAGCGGAGGUCCGCCUCCACCUCGGGGUCGGAGGAGGGGAGGGGGGGCGAGCGCCAGGCUCAGAGGCUGGCCGGUAUCUAUGGCAACCGCUCCCGGCGACGCCCCAACCCUCUCCCCUAUGCCGACGGGCCCCAGCAGCUGGUCCUCCUCUACCCCAACAGCCCCGCCCUCCAGUACCACCCGGUGCUCCCCUCCUUCCCGUAUCUCUCUAGCCACGCCCCCUACAUGUCCGGACACGCCCGCUACCUGUCGGACCAGGACGCCGUCUCCUCGUUGGAGCGCUUCUCCCAGCCGCGCAUGAGGGGGCGGGACUACAAGGCAAUGCCCCGCCCUUCCUUCUAUCCUCUGGGCCAUGACUCCGGAUCCCUCUCGCCCGCCCGCCGCUGCCAACGGCCCCCGGGAGGCUCCGGAGGCCUCGGAGGCUUCGGAUUGGCCAGGAUGUACCCGCCGUCAGGUAGCGGGGGCAGGCUAUUGGACAUUGGCCGCACAGAGGCGGGACAUUACAGCGACGACUGCAACUUCCUGCCCGGGUUGCCGCGGCGAGUGGCCAGCCAGCCCGACGUCAAGUUCCAUAUGUCACGCAGCACAAACCCCGCCUUCGACCCCGCCUCCGAGUUCCGCCCGCUGGGGUACUACCCCCACCUGACACGCCCCUCCAGACCCACCUACCUGCCGCUAAGCUCCUCCCCCUUGCCCCAACGCCCCGCCUCCCUCUGCAUGGUGGGGGGCGUCGCCGCGGGCUACAGCGACUCAGACCCGGAGGUCUUCUACCCCUACUACUGCCCACCCCCCCUACCAGGGACGGGGGCCCCGCCCAGGGGGGUCGCCCGCAUGAGGUUCUCCUCUGGGAGCCUCCAGCUGGACGAGGAGGAGGAGGAAGGGGAGGGGGAGGAGGAAGAGGAAGCAAGGGAGAAGAGGAGAGGAGGUGGGAGGAAAGGAAGGAGUGGAGAAGUUGAGAAGGAGGAGAGAAAGAGUGUGAAAGUGGGGGAAGUGACUGAGGUGACUCUCUAGUGUGGAGGAGGAUGGAUCUUAUGGGAGCUUGUGAACCUAUCAGGAACAAGAGACUCGACCCCAGAGACUCGGUUAAAAACACUAAUUUGUAUUAUUUUUUACUGUGAUUUAGCUGUCGAUGGGGCACGAAUGUGCAAUUAGAACUUAGAAAAGCGGCAUCAUGUGAUGGCCACAAGGGGACGGUAGAGGUACAUACAAAUACUACGCCCACAAAUAAAAUCGGUAAUCGCAGUGCAAAGAUUGGCAUGAUUGGAUUAAGGAUGUCCUUUGUUUUGAGUGUGAUGAUAUGAAUUACUAUUUCAUGUGUAUAAAUAAUACAAAUCUAAAAAUAAAAAGAAUGUAAAUUGUG